Molecule: messenger RNA, 5401 nt
Organism: Corapipo altera (White-ruffed manakin)
Lineage: Eukaryota; Metazoa; Chordata; Aves; Passeriformes; Pipridae
Gene: ARHGAP23
Product: Rho GTPase activating protein 23
Exons: 24
Coding region: 19-4749 (1576 amino acids)
Biological process (GO): signal transduction
Molecular function (GO): protein binding
Source: RefSeq, a predicted model, not a curated record
CCGCCCGCCCGCGCCCCGAUGAAUGGGAUCGCCUUCUGCCUGGUCGGGAUCCCGCCGCCCGCCCCCGCGCCGACGCCGGGCCGGAGAGAUGGAGCAUCCCCGAACGCCAACGUGCCCCCGGAGGGGGGGUCCUUCCCCUGGGUGGGCCCCAAGACGGUGGUGCUGCGGAAGAGCUCCCAGGGGGGGUUCGGCUUCACCCUCCGCCACUUCAUCGUGUACCCCCCGGAGUCGGCCGUGCACUCGGCCAAGGAGGAGGAGAAUGGGAACCGAGCAGGUCCCCCCCGGAGCCGCCUGGAGCCCAUGGACACCAUCUUCGUGAAGAACGUGCGGGAGGACGGGCCGGCCCACCAGGCCGGGCUGCGCACGGGUGACCGGCUGGUCAAGGUGAAUGGGGAGAGCAUCAUCGGCAAAACCUACUCGCAGGUCAUCGCGCUGAUCCAGAACAGUGAUGAUGUGCUGGAGCUCUCCAUCAUGCCCAAGGAUGAGGACAUCCUCCAGCUGGCAUAUUCCCAGGACGCCUACCUGAAGGGCAACGAGCCGUACUCCGGCGGGGCGCAGAGCAUCCCCGAACCCCCUCCCAUCUGCUACCCACGGAAGACGUACCCCUUCCAGGCACGGGGUGCUGAGCCCUCCCCGGGCCAGCCACCAGACCCCCGCACCCACCGCCCCUCUGCCACCGGCCCCUCUGCCACGGGCCCCCGGAGCGACGCCGGCGGCAGCCCCGCACACCGCCCCGAGGAUCCACAGCCCGGGGGUCCCCCCCCGCGCCCCCACGGCCACCCCGGCUCCUUCUCCCGCCCCGGCUGCCCCGGCAGCGCCGCAUCCUCCGUGCCCGACCGCUACGGGAUGCCCCCCGCCGCCGCCACCGCCUCCUGCCACGCGGCCCCCAAGCACCUCCCGGAGCACCGGACUCACUGCGGCUUCCAGGAGGCCGUCGGGGGGCUGUCGGGGGCCGGGCGGCCCCCCCGGGACGUGGCCCAGCGCGUGCCCGGGCGCCAGGAGUGCCAGCAGGCUCUGUCGCGCUGGUUCUGCAGCCAGGAGCCGCGGCGCAGCGCCUCGGAGGAGCGCCGGCACGCCCUGCCCCGCUACCGCAGCGUGUCCCAGGACCGCCUGGGGGGCUCGGCGGGCGCGGCCCACCGGGGGUGGCCCCACAGCGCCUCGCACGACACCCUGCUGCAACCCACCCGCGAGGGCUGGGCCCCCCGCGCCCGCUCCGACCACGCCCUGGGCAGGUACGGGCGCUCCAUGGAGGCGCUGGAGCCCCGAGCGCUGCUCCCGCCGCACCUCGACCGCUCCGCGUGGCCGCCCGAGAGGCUCUGCCGGGCCGCCGGGAGCGCCGGGCAGCCCGUCCCGCACGGCUCCUUCGCACCUCCCUCCUCCUCCUCCUCGUCCUCCUCGCGGGAACCGGCGCCACCGGUGCAGAAACACCCGUCGCAGCCCAACCUGCAGAGCGUGGACGACUCGGGGUACAUCGGCUACCGCAGCUACAGCCCGUCCUUCCAGCGCCGCACGGGGCUGCUGCACGCCCUGUCCUUCCGCGACCCGGCCUUCGGGGGGCUGCCCACCUUCAGCAUCGCCCAGCGGGCCGUGGCCCCGCUCACGGACAGCAUGGUCACCCCCCUGCCACCACUGCCCGCCGGCCCCACGCCGGGCCCUGCCGCGCCCCGGGAGCAGCGGUCGGAGGGCGGCCGAGCGGCCGAGCAGCCCGAGGAGCGCAGGGAGGAGGUGGUUCUGCGGCAGAAGCCGCCCACGGGGCGCAAGAUGCCGGUGCCGCUGCGGCAGAUGAACUUUGUCUUCCCCGAGGGGGUGAAGGAGACGGACAUUUGCGAGCCCUCCGCCCCCGGGGGCAAAGGGGAGAGGCCGGUGGCCGAGCGGCCGGGCCGGCGCAUGGCUCCCUUGGCAGCCCCCGAGGACUCCCUGGCAUCCAUCCCCUUCAUUGACGAACCCACCAGCCCCAGCAUCGACCUGAAGGCCAAACACAUCCCAGCCUCCUCGGUGGUCUCCAGCGCCAUGAACUCGGCGCCCGCCGUCGCCACCAGCCCCUCGUCACCCACCUUCGCCUUUGCCCUGUCCCGGCACUAUUCCCAGGACUGCAGCAGCAUCAAGGCCGGCCGCCGCUCGUCCUACCUGCUGGCCAUCACCACCGAGCGCUCCAAGUCCUGUGACGACGGUCUGAACGCAUUUCGGGACGAGGCCAAGAUCCUAAGGAGGAUGCCCAGCCGGGUCCCCAGCCUCCGCAUGCUCAGGAGCUUCUUCACCGACGGGUCCCUGGACAGCCUCGGCACGUCCGAAGACGCCCGUUCCAAAAGGCACUCGACCUCCGACCUCUCGGACGUCCCGUUCAGCGCCGUGAGGAAGGAGGGCUGGCUCCACUGCAAGCAGAUCCUCACCAAAAAGGGGAAGAAGGUCGGUGGAGGUAUCCGGCAGUGGAAGCGCGUGUUCGCCGUGCUGCGCACCCACUCGCUGUACCUGUGCAAGGACAGGCGGGAGGCGGUGACCUGCGCCCCGGCCCCAGGUGAGGAGGAGCCGCCGAUCAGCAUCCAAGCGUGCCUGGUGGACAUCUCCUACAGCGAGACCAAGAGGAAGCACGUCUUCCGCCUGACGACCGCUGACUUCUGUGAAUAUCUCUUUCAGGCAGAGGAUCGGGAAGACAUGCUGGCCUGGAUCAAAGUCAUCAGGGAGAACAGCAAGGCUGAGGGCGAGGACCCCGGUUUUGCCAGCCAAGCACUUAUCAACAAGAAGUUAAACGACUACCGGAAAGUGAGCCCCGCGGGCACCAAGCCCGACUCCUCCUCACCCAAGGGCCCUCGUGGGCUGGGGAUCCGAGCAGAGUUCCUGAAGCAGACGGGAACCAGCGCGCCCCGGUCCCCCCGGCAGGAUGCGGCCGUCACAAAAGAUGAGAGCAGCUCCCAGAAAGCCCCGUGGGGCAUCAACAUCAUGAAGAAGAACAAGAAGUCUGCCCCGCGCGCCUUCGGCGUGAGGCUGGAGGAGUGCCAGCCUGCCCCGGACAACAAGAACGUGCCCCUGAUCGUGGAAGCCUGCUGCAAGGUGGUGGAGGACCGGGGGCUGGAGUACAUGGGGAUCUACCGCGUGCCCGGGAACAACGCGGUGGUGUCCAGCCUGCAGGAGCAGCUCAACAAGGGAGCCACCGAGAUCAACCUGCAGGACGAGCGGUGGCAGGACCUGAAUGUCAUCAGCAGCCUGUUGAAAUCCUUCUUCCGGAAGCUUCCCGAGCCCCUGUUCACGGAUGAUAAAUACAACGACUUUAUUGAAGCCAACCGGAUAGAAGAUGCCAGCGAGAGGAUGAGGACGCUGCGGAAACUGAUCCGGGACCUGCCAGGUCACUACUACGAGACGCUCAAGUUCCUGGUGGGUCACCUGAAAACCAUCGCUGACCACUCGGAGAAGAACAAGAUGGAGCCCCGAAACCUGGCGCUGGUGUUCGGCCCCACGCUGGUCCGGACGUCCGAGGACAACAUGACGGACAUGGUGACGCACAUGCCCGACCGCUACAAGAUCGUGGAGACCCUCAUCCAGCACUCAGACUGGUUCUUCAGUGACAAGGAGGACAAGGGCGAGAAGACCCCCGUGGAUGAGAAGGAGGCUCAGUCCGUGCCCAACAUCGAGUACCUGCUCCCCAACAUCGGCAGGACGGCGGCGCCCAGCGAUGCCGCAGGCUCGACCCGCAGCGGCUCCGCCAAACCGAAGGGCACGUGGCCGUCCCGAAAGGCGCCGCCGCACCGGGAGCUCCUCGGCAUCCCCUUCGUCUCGGCCGCCGCCCGCAAGAGGAAGAAGAGGAGAGAGGCCGAGGGCGUCGGCAGCAGCACCGACGACGACGCGGAGCGCAGGGACACGCCGGGCCGGGACCAGGAGCGCCAGGGGACCGCGGCCACCCCGCCGGGACCCGGCAAAGCCCCCCGCGGGACCGGCACCGAGCCGGCCGCCCCCGGCCCGACCAGGGGGGAACAGGAGAGCUCCACGGAUCCCGCGGCGGGAUCCGGCUCCGAGCCGGCGCCGGACGCCCGCUCCAUCGUGUCCGGUUACUCCACGCUGUCCACCAUGGACCGCAGCCUGUGCUCCGAGGUGCAGUCGGUGGCCGGGAGCCGCGGGGAGGAGGCGGAUGAUGAGCGGAGCGAGCUCAGCCACAUGGAGACGGACACGGAGAGCCGGGAGGGCACCCGAGCCCGGCCGGGGCAGGCCGGGGGGGCCGGUGGUGAUGAGGACAAGGGUCCCCUGGGCCGCCCCUCCUUCAACUCCCACCGCCUGAUCCAGUGUGACACGCUGGCCCGCAGGAAGCUGGGCCGGCCGCGGCCUACCGGGGACCCCCCCGAGCCCGCCGGGGAGGAGCAGGGUUGGGCCCCCCCUGGGCGACCCUCGCUGCGGGAGCAGCUCCGGCAGCACCUGCGGGGCUCCACCGACGACAUGGGGGUCCUGGGGGUCCGGCUGCGCCGAGCCCACUCCCCCGAGACCCGCCGCAAGAAGAGCAGCUGGCGCCGGCACACGGUGGUGGUGCCCGGCGGCCUCAAAGACCUCAACUUCAACGAGUGGAAGGAGCCGCGGGGGCUGGAGGGCUCCCCGGGCCCCUGCCACGACAAGGACUCGGGGCUCAGCAGCCUGGAGUCCACCAAAGCCCGGCCCCCGGCCCCCACCCCGGCACAGCCUGGCACCGCCAGAGAGGGGACGGGCACCAAGAGCCCCCCGGGCAGCCCCGGCCCCCCGGCCCCCCUGCGCUUCCCCCAGUGUCUCUGACCCCCCCGACCCCCCCAGCCAGUGUUUAAUUUAAGGACUCGCCCUUGUUCUCGUAUUUAAUUGCGCUCUGGACGAGCUGCUGGUGUUUAACAGGCCCCGUGUGGGGGUGGGACCAAAAGCCACCUCGUCCCCUGGGCUUUGAGGGGGGGUCCCACGGAGGUCCCAUCCCAUGGUCCCGCUGUGGUCCCAUUGCACGGCCCCCCAGCCCCCCGGGCAGUGCCAGGAGGGGUGUGGGGGCUCACGGGGACUGUCCCCACCGCGGGCAGUGGUGGCCCUGCUGUCCCAGCUGUGGGCAAUGUGAAGUGCGGGCACUUCCCUGGGCACUGCGGCCACUCUGCCAGGGACUCCCCUGUGCUGGGGACCCUGGGGAACCCUGGGGGACCCUGGUGUCACAGACCCCUGUGCUGGGGACCCUGAAGGACCCUGGUGCCAGAGACCCCUGUGCUGGGGACCCUGAAUGACCCUGGUGUCACAGACCCCUGUGCUGGGGACCCUGGGGACCUCAGUAUUAGAGACCUUCCCUACUCUGAGGACUCUGGGGAUGUUGGUGACAAAGACCCCCAGCUCUGGGGACUUUGGGGACCUCAGGGACAAAGAACUUCCCUGCACUGGGGACACUGGUGACCUUGGUGACAGAGACCCCUGUACCAGG